Molecule: messenger RNA, 2124 nt
Organism: Williopsis jadinii
Lineage: Eukaryota; Fungi; Ascomycota; Saccharomycetes; Phaffomycetales; Wickerhamomycetaceae
Gene: COS111
Product: Cos111p
Exons: 1
Coding region: 27-1727 (566 amino acids)
Molecular function (GO): protein binding
Source: RefSeq, a predicted model, not a curated record
GCGGGUGUGGUAAUACUUGUUGAUCGAUGUCUUUGGUGUACUUCCACCAACAACAAGGUAACUUCCACACAAACAGGCGUGAGCUGAACAUUGUGAAUGAUCACUACAGCCACUACGGCAAUUCUGUGCUUGUGCAAUCAAAAUCGGUCCUUUCCAGUCAGAGAACCCGAACUAGCAGCUCCAUCAUCUCAAAUGCAGCUGUUUCACCAAACACCUCACGUAACAGUUCAAGGCAUGCGGUGAAAGAGUUCCAACCUUCAGAUCACGAUACUGUGACUGAUCUAACAACUGAAACCUUCAAGAGACAGAAGUUGGGGUAUAGGUCGUUAUUGCUAACGCAAGCUGAUUCCAAGGUGAAGAGGUUUCUGAAUAGGCUGGAUACUGAUACAUUCAGCUUGUUCUCAUCUAAGUCACAUUCAGUGCAACAACCAACCACCAUAGGCUCAUUGCCAGUGGAGAUACUAUCUAUGGUUAUUUCCCUUGUGGGUGAUUACAAGACGACAAUUUCAUGUCUCUAUGUGAGCAAGCAGUUUAACAAGGCCGCAACCCCGGUGGUUUACUCUUCCCCUGUGUUGAACUCCACGUACAGAGUGGCACAGCUGGUCUCUUCCUUGAAAGAAACCGGUAACGGCCAGUGGGUUAAAUCGUUAGACCUCUCACAUUUGGAACCAGGAUUGAUCCCUGACGAGGACUACAAAGAUGAUGACAACAAUUCAAUCUCAUCUGACCACAUUGAAUACGCCUUGGCCAGUUGGAGGGAUUGGAAGUACAAGGAUGACCCCUUGUACGGCUCUAACCUUUUGAACUCGUACACUCUGAGUAAGAGCAAGUCUGCUAUCAGCUGUGAUUCAAAUUUCUCCACGGCGUCAUCAUUCACCAGCAAGAUAAUGACAAGGCUUAAGAGCUCGGAUCGUGAACUCACGAGAAUGGGCCAAAGGGUAAAGAAAAUGUUCAAGUGGAAGGCCAAGAUCAAAAGAAAUCGGUCUUUGAUUUCAAAAAAGGACCACGGUACCGGUCAGCAGACUUUGUAUGGAGAUGGGGCUGAUGAUUCGAACAUUGGUAUCACCUGUUCAGUGAAGUUUCAGGUAAAAGAUAUGAAAAAUCAGCCUUUCAGCGCAGGACACCCUUUCACCAAUAAAUUUCUGCUGAAGUAUGCAAACUCCAAGGAUUUGCCAAUUGGAUACAUCUUGCUAUUCAUAGACCUAUGUCCAAAUUUGCAAAGCUUGAAUCUUUCAAACUUGUCUCUAUCUGAUGAUUUCCAAAUCGUUUAUCGCAAGCCGAAUGUUAACUCAUUGAUUGAAUCUGUCAUUCCAGCUAUCAACACACAGUCUAACGAUUGCGGUUUACAGAUAGAUCAUUACUUCUCCGAUAGAAAUAUCCACUUCAACGACAAGCACUCACAUACAGAGUUCCACAAAUUACACGACACUGAUAUCCUUGUCAAGCUAUCACAAUUGGAAUCCUUGCGUGAGCUAUCAAUGUGCAACUUACCCUGGUUGAACUACAGAGUCAUCAGAGGAAGCUUCAUUCAACGUUCAGCGAGUAUGUUGAAUGGUACGUUGAAAUGCGUUGAUUUUACAAACUCUGGAAUGGUUCGUGAUUUGAGAUGGGCAAAGGAAUUUACAUGUGAUGAGCUAGAUCGUUACUUCCAGCCUGAAACUGAGCCCAUUAUCGAAGAGGAGAACGAGCAUGAUGUCUUGGUUCGUGGAAUCGGUAUGAAUUACUGAUGUUUCUUUUCAUUACAGCCACCUGAAUUGGUUUCCCUUCCCUCAUUAUGUCUUAUGGAGUUAUUUCGUGACAUUUCUUUCAAAGAGUAAGGCUGUUUGGCUAUAUGUGUGUGUCUGUUUCGCCAUUUGCCAUAUUCCUUUACAGUCAUCCUUCAUUUCUUUUGCUUUAUUGGUGUUUCUCUGCUUUACUUCUCUCAUUUUGUCUUUGAUAUUCGUGUCUUAUUACUUUGACUCUGGCGUACUCUACUACCUGACUUACACUACUUGCUUGGUUUUAUAUCUUUUCGUUUUGCUUUGAAGGAGUAUCAUAUGUGUUCUAUGCGGUAAUUGGUUGUUUUCUAUGUUUAUCUUGUGUGCCAUGUUUACUUUAUAUUGGAAACCAUAUAACCAUAUACAU